AUGGUGACCAUCCCAAAGACCCACAAGGCCGUCGCGACGCCCGCCAAGCGCGCCCCCCUCGUCCUCCUCGAGCGCGAGACCAAACUCCCCGGCCCGGGAGAGGUCCUCAUCCUAAACGAGUGGACGGCCUCGAGCCCGCUCGACCUCCACCGCGCCGACGGCGGUCUCCUCUGCAACCACCCAGAAGUCAUGGGCGGCGGCGCCGCAGGGACCGUGGUAGCCGUAGGCCCCGGCGCCGACGCCGACAGGCUGCAACCGGGGGACAAGAUCUUCACCUUCGCCUUCCACCACUUUAGCGAGCGCGCGCACCAGGACUUUGCCACGGUGCCGGCGUACCUCGUGUCCAAGCUCCCUGCCAACGUGACGCCGCAGGAGGCCGCAACGGUGCCGACGAACCUCAUUACCGUCUUCCACGCCGUGACGGCAGAUCUGGGGCUCGAGCUGCCGUGGCCGCGGCCCGAGGGGUGGGUUCCCGCGGCGAGAAAUGGCGCGGUGCUCGUCUGGGGCGCCGCGAGCAGCGUCGGGGCGUAUGCGGUGCAGGUGCUGCGGUAUUGGGGGUAUCGUAACAUCCUAGCCGUGGCGAGCGAGAAGCACCACGCGCACUUGAGGGAGAUUGGGGCGAAAAAGACGUUUAGUUAUCGGGAUGAGGACGUUGUGGAUAAGAUUCUGGGUGUUGUUGGGGAGGGGGGCGUGCCGUUUGUGUUGGAUUGUAUCGGGUCCGUCGAGGGCACGUUGAGGCCGUUGACCAAGAUUGCGGGUAAGGGGACCAAGGUAGCCGUCAUGCUGCCCGUCAUUGUACGAGAUGCGACGGACGAGGUCGAGCCCGAGUAUGAGAUGGAGGUGAAGAAUGUAUUGGUCGGGGAGUGGGCUGAAGGCGUCGAGCUCCGGGGUGUGAGGACGCAUUUUUACCUGGCGAAUGAGUUCUUCAAGGAGAAGAUGCAGAGAGAAAUUGUGCCGACGCUCUUGGAGCAAGGUGUCAUUAAGCCCAAUAAGCAAAAAAUUGUCGAGGGCGCCACCAUGUUGGAGCGAGCGCAAAAGGCCAUUGAGCUGCUGAGGAAAAGAGACCCCAGCGGCGAGCGUCUGGUCUGGAGAGUUUCGGAUCUGGAGCUGGACCUGUGA
This is a messenger RNA of Colletotrichum orchidophilum, 1119 nucleotides long. Its product is annotated as zinc-binding dehydrogenase. The record is from RefSeq and is a predicted model, not a curated record. Gene Ontology annotation, molecular function: oxidoreductase activity, acting on NAD(P)H. The transcript is spliced from 2 exons. Lineage: Eukaryota; Fungi; Ascomycota; Sordariomycetes; Glomerellales; Glomerellaceae. Bases 1 to 1119 code for a protein of 372 amino acids.